Molecule: messenger RNA, 1173 nt
Organism: Trypanosoma theileri
Lineage: Eukaryota; Euglenozoa; Kinetoplastea; Trypanosomatida; Trypanosomatidae
Product: putative methionine aminopeptidase, putative,metallo-peptidase, Clan MG, Family M24
Exons: 1
Coding region: 1-1173 (390 amino acids)
Biological process (GO): proteolysis
Molecular function (GO): metalloaminopeptidase activity
Source: RefSeq, a predicted model, not a curated record
AUGCCGUGCGAGGGUUGUGGAAUGUUAGAGGCCGGCCUGCAGUGCCCAACAUGUAAAAAGUUGGAACUCCCCCCGAGUUUCUUCUGCACGCAGGAGUGCUUUAAACAACACUGGAGUGAACAUAAGGCCAAACACACACAAACCGCACAGGCGACUAUUCCAACAAUGACAACAGCGGCGAUGAAUGCAUUUAACUUCACAGGGCCACUGCGGCCGGGAAAAAUAACUCCACGAAGAAGUGUACCCGCGCAUAUUCCUCGUCCAGACUACGCUGAUCGUCCUGAUGGUGUUUCUCCUUCAGAGGAAAAAGAUCGGGGAAAUAAAGUAAAGGUGUACAAUUUGCAAUCUCUACAUGAUGAUAGCAAGACAACAUCAGAGAUUCAACGUGUAAAGAAUGUCUGUCGACUCUCUCGUGAGGUUCUUGAUAUCGCAACAGCAGCAGCUCGUCCUGGUGUUACCACAGAUGAAAUUGAUCGAAUCGUUCAUGAAGCCACUAUUGAGCGUAGUAUGUAUCCAUCACCGCUUAAUUAUUAUAACUUUCCAAAAUCUGUUUGUACUUCUGUAAAUGAGAUUAUUUGUCAUGGUAUUCCAGAUUCACGGGAAUUAAUGGAAGGUGAUAUUUUAAACAUUGAUGUUUCUAGUUAUCUUAAUGGAUUUCAUGGAGACUUAAAUGAAACUAUAUUUGUGGGAAAACCAGAUGCUGAUAGUGUACGCUUAGUACAUGCUGCAUAUGAAUGUCUAUGCGCUGGAAUAGAUGUGGUGAAGCCGGAAGCACUUUAUAAACAAAUAGGUGAUGCGAUUGAGAAGUGUGCCUCUCAAUAUAACUGUUCUGUUGUUCGCACCUACACAGGACACGGCGUAGGUCAUCUUUUCCACACUGCCCCGACAGUGUGUCACUACGCUAAUAAUAAAAGUCUUGGGAUGAUGCGUCCUGGACAUGUGUUUACAAUUGAGCCAAUGAUCAACUUGGGGACUUGGCAGGAUGUGACGUGGCCGGACAAUUGGACGAGUUCCACACGAGAUGGAAAGCGAAGUGCACAGUUUGAACACACAAUGGUGGUGACGAAUGGGGGAGUGGAGAUCUUAACAGACUGGGUCGAUGGCGUCCCAACGUAUCAGAAACAACUGGAGCAGAUGGGAAUUCCACUUCCUGUACCCAAUAAUGAGGCGUAG